AUGGCUAGUAAAUACCAUGUUCGAUCAAUCAGUCUGCCUUCGAGGUCACAUCCUAGCACCGUAAUAAUUGAAGAAGAGUUAUGCAAGCUUAAGGCAUUGGAGGAAUCAUCAAGAUUGUUGUUAACAUCAGGGUCAAUUUGCAGGAGUCUUUCAGGACUUGAAGAGUUGUACAUGUGCUUGGAUGAUCUUCUUAAUAUGCCAUCAAGCCAACAAGUUCUCUCUCAGAAUAAACAUGAGAAGUGUGUUGAUGAAUUGUUGGAAGGAUCACUGAAGCUCCUGGAUAUUUGUGGCACCACAAGAUAUACCUUGUUGCAAAUUAAGGAACAUAUUCAAGCUCUUCACUCAGCCAUUCGAAGGAGAAAGGGGGGUUCAAGUGUUGAAAACAGCAUUGCUAGCUUCACUUGUUUCAAGAAGAAGAUGAAGAAGGAUGCAAAGAAAAUUAUUGGCAUAUUGAAGCAAAUGGAUAACAAUCUUGGAGUAUCACCACUUCUGGAACAAGAUCAUCACCUCUCGGCUGUGAUUCGAGUUCUUAAAGAAGUUAAUGCAACAAACAGCUCCAUCUUUCAGUCUCUCUUGUUCUUCUUGUCAAGACCAGGGUCGAAGCAAAGGCUAAACAGGUGGUCACUGGUUUCAAAAAUGAUGAACAAGAGAGGCAUAGCAUGUGAAGAGAAGCAAGAGAUUUUGAUUGAGUUGGAAAGUCUGGAUUCUGCACUGUGCAACUGUGAUGUUGAGAAGAUGCAAAAUAUCCAUGAAAGACUAAAGGCUACGGAGAACAGCAUUGAAGGCCUAGAGAAAGGUUUGGAGAAAAUGUUUAGGGGCUUGAUCAGAUCAAGAACCUCUCUCUUAAACAUAAUCUCCCUAUAG
Mangifera indica (mango) is the source of this 864-nucleotide messenger RNA. RefSeq lists its product as uncharacterized. The record is from RefSeq and is a predicted model, not a curated record. The transcript has a single exon. Lineage: Eukaryota; Viridiplantae; Streptophyta; Magnoliopsida; Sapindales; Anacardiaceae. Gene Ontology annotation, biological process: shoot system development; root development. Bases 1 to 864 code for a protein of 287 amino acids.